AUGAGUAGUCGCGAGCCAGACCAACCCAUGCGUUAUCCCCAGUAUGUUCAGCUCUCAAAGAGAGAAGCUACUUUUGAGCAGGGAUGGCCAGAGCCUCUCCAAGGAAAAAUACCAGACAUAGCCCGAGCCGGGUUUUACUACAAGGGAGUGAAUGAUAACGCUACCUGUUUUCAUUGUGGAAUUACUUUAAUGAAUUGGGAUCCCGAGGACGAUCCUUCUGUAGAACAUGCCUAUUGGAACCCGAAUUGUCCUUACAUCAAUCAGUAUAAAGGACGAGGGUGGGUGAUGAAUGUGUUCAUUGUGGCUUUAGAGCAGAAUAGAGAGGGACCCGAAAGCACUUGGAUUCAAGGGAAAUGGAUGACAAAAGCCGGGGAUUGUAUUAAAGAUUAUGCCAAGAAUGUGGUUCUGAGAGGAUACGACAUCAUAGACUGUGCUUGUGAAACACACUAUUGUACAAGAGGAGAUCUUUCCCCUUACAAAAAGAACUGA
This is a messenger RNA of Saccostrea cuccullata (small rock oyster), 489 nucleotides long. RefSeq names its product baculoviral IAP repeat-containing protein 7-B-like. Gene Ontology annotation, molecular function: cysteine-type endopeptidase inhibitor activity involved in apoptotic process. NCBI's taxonomy places the organism in Eukaryota, Metazoa, Mollusca, Bivalvia, Ostreida, Ostreidae. The coding region runs from base 1 to 489 and encodes 162 amino acids. Gene Ontology annotation, cellular component: cytoplasm; nucleus. The transcript has 2 exons. Gene Ontology annotation, biological process: regulation of cell cycle; negative regulation of apoptotic process. The record is from RefSeq and is a predicted model, not a curated record.